GCACACACUCGCAGCUUUCAAAAAUCUAACCAAACCCCGAGUUACGAAAAAACAGAAAAUCCCCCUCUACCACAUUGAAUCCAAUGAAGAUAAUUAAAAGGGGUGGUGCAGAUUUAAAAACAAAUUAACAAUAAUAUAGCCCACAAAUUCAUUAAUAGUAAAUCUACUCAUGGUGAUGAUAGCAUUUGUCAUGUUUAAACAAGUACAUGGUCUGUGACUCAGUUUUCCUCGGGCGGUGCGUUGACUGGAGUUUCACUGUCAUAUGCUGCAUGACAUUCCCUCGGGCUCAAGACUCUCUUUUUCCUUUUGCAUGCAACAACAAUCUCUUUAACACCACCAAUGCCUGAAACCAUGCUACCAUUUUUAGUAUGCUUAACCAUUGCUGAUAUAGCAAAUGAAGCUCAAUUUCAUUUUUGUUUUGAGCAGCUGAUUUGUUGAUUGAUUCAUAGGGAUGGAUUACGAGAGAAUCGAUAAGAUUCAGACAGGAGUCAUAUCACCUCGUCUGUCACCUAAUAAAUUAAGGCGCAAGCUUAUUGGUGUACAACGAGGAAGGAAAGCUUCAGAACUUGAUUCUGCCUUGUCUUCUUCCAAAGAAGGACCAGAUACAGUUGGGCUUGUUGAAUGUGGGAGAGACAGUUUGUUGUCAUCAGGUUCUGGAAAUGUCGAUGAUGAAGGUUUUAGUGGUAUGCAAGAUUUCCUCAACAGCAAAGAGAAUGGCCAUGCUGUGCAUGAUGUUGGACACCCUCUUCAAACAAAUUUUCCAACAAAAUUAUCUGCCACAACAUCUGCAUGUGAAGAGGUUCCUGAUUUAGGUACUGCAGCUCAAAACUUGGCAUCUAUGAAGGAUUUUCAGUUCAAAGAAAAUCAUCAUUUUCAACUAAAAGUUCAGAAUUUCACAAAACCUACCAAUACACAGGUGGAAUAUUCGGGAAAUUUGAAUGUUGUGCAUGCAAUGAGAUCUUUUGAAGAUGACAAUUUUGAAUAUGACAGUGGGCAUGAAAAUGGCAGUGUAUCUAGCUUUGAAUUCCACAAAGGGGAUCGAUCUAUUCAUCGGCGGGUUUUAGGACCACAUUCUAAACCUGCUCCAUCAAAGUGGGAUGAUGCAGAAAAGUGGCUGGUAAACCACUCUUCAGGAGACAGUCACAUGAAACCUAAAUCAAAAUCUGGCUCUGGUCAAAUGCAAGGUGUAGCUGCAGGACUUGGAAGAAAAGUUAAUUUUCCGGGUCAGGGAGGUCGUCCAAUGGGUGGCACUAAUAUUCACAUGGCAAAAGGUGCAUCAAAUGCCUUGGGAGGUACUGAACCUACAACUACAGAUGGAAGAAGUUUGAAUCAGGAGGAGGGAGAGACUAAAAAGGUCUAUCCUGAUAAGCCUGUCUCAAGGAUGGAUGAUGGUGGAGCAUCUAAGUUUGCCUUUGUGCCACCAGCAGCAUCACAUCUUAUCACAAGAACUAAUGAUUUGGAUCGUUAUUCUCUAGAGGAUGUUUCAUGUUGUGUCCCUGGUGAACCAAAGGGAGAUGGUGAGGCACUGCUGAAGCCCUCACUUCGCAUUGAAAAGCCCAUUGCAGAUCCAGCUAUUGAAUUUAGCAAGAAUGGUCAUUCCUUCGCACAGCAUAUUCCUCCAUCAUAUGUUCCACCUCCUUCUACUGUUCGAUCAGUUGCCAUGAGGGAUAUGGGAACAGAGAUGACUCCCAUUGCCAGCCAAGAGCCUUCAAGAACAGGGACUCCUGUUAGAGCAACAUCACCUACCAUGCGGAGUCCUAUUUCUUCCCGACCAUCAACCCCUGGAAGAGCUGCACCAGCAUCCUCACCUAUGGAUGGGACUGACAAUGAAUUAGAUUGUCAAGGAAAAGUAAAUAUACAUGAAUUAUCUGAAAAAGAAUUGCAUGAAAAGACCAGACAAGAAAUAAUUGCUCUUGGUGAGAAGCUUGGCAAAGCUAAUAUUGCAGCAUGGGCAAGUAAACGGGAAGAGGAAGAGGAUGAUGCAAGAUCACAGAAGAACAGAAAUUCAGAACCAAGUACAUUGACUGUUCUGGAAGCCCGUGCAGUAGCUUGGGAGGAGGCAGAGAAGGCAAAGUAUAUGGCCAGAUAUAGGCGUGAAGAGGUUAAAAUAGAAGCAUGGGAAAAUCAUCAAAAGACAAAGGCAGAAGCUGAAAUGAGGAGAAUAGAGGUGAAGGCAGAGCGGAUGAGGAGUCAUGCACACGAAAAGCUAAUGAAUAAGCUAGCAGGUGCUCGACAUCAAGCAGAAGAGAAAAGGGCAGCUGCAGAGGCCAAACGAAGUCACCAAGCUGCCAAGACAGCACAGCAGGCGGAGUACAUUCGCCAAACUGGACGUAUCCCAUCGCCAUUUUUCCAUUGGUCUUGCUGUUCUUAAAAAACUUCAUUGUUUCUUCCAGGACUUGAUCAUUUGGGACGAACAUCCUCAAAUUACUUAUGGCUUUAUGAAUUGAAUGUCUGCCUUUAGCUGGCGAGUGCGACUUAAGCUUGUUUACGUCGUUUCCAUUUUAUUCUUCCCAGCGGUAUUCGUUUUGCAAGCUUUAUUAUAAAAGGCAAGCCCUUUGUAUAAUGUUUACUUGAGUGGGCACCUUAGAGAGAAGUUGGAGCUCUGAAUGGGGUCAUAAACAGUUGUAAAGUAGGUGUUCUCUGAUGAUUGAAAUCUGCAUAAAUGUAACUGUAGAUUCUUUAAUUAUUUUCAUUAUCUUAAUAUAUAUCGCAUUCUGUUCUUACUUUUUA
This is a messenger RNA of Cryptomeria japonica (Japanese cedar), 2730 nucleotides long. RefSeq lists its product as uncharacterized. Lineage: Eukaryota; Viridiplantae; Streptophyta; Pinopsida; Cupressales; Cupressaceae. The transcript is spliced from 6 exons. The coding region runs from base 452 to 2371 and encodes 639 amino acids. The record is from RefSeq and is a predicted model, not a curated record.